ACUGUUUAGGUCUAUCGGUCAGUGCUGAAGCCCCGCGUGAACUGUGUAUAACACUGAAAAUACCGCACUAAAAAUAACAAAAUAGCGAAAUUACCGGGUUGGUAUUUUUGUAGACAUCUAAAACAUAUGGAUCGUCCGCGCUUCGCUUUUAAAACGGGCUGAAUUGUCUCUGUUUAGGAGGAAUUAAUCAGCAGAGCUAGCUGAAGUAGCAGGCAGCGUUAGUGGAGACUCGAGUAACUGGAGGAGCAGUUUUACACGUUGGCUGUCACUAGAUCAACUGUCAGCUAACACGUCAAAUAGCAUUUUCCGCUCUCGUCCGCGGCGUCAAACGUUUUUUUUUUCCAAACAGUCAGACAACUCUGCUCAAGCUGUCGUUUAUGGGAUCAUCAUGUCCAUGAAGCCGCAGGCCGGUGGUAAUCGCAAACCCGGCGGAAGCAACAGCGGAGCCGCUGCGGCCUCCGGUACCGGGGGAGCAGGAGGAGGCGUCGGACGCCAGAACAUGGGCAGAGGACGCAACAAUGCCAAAGGACCCUCUACUGCAGUGGCCUUCAAUGGAGUUUAUGCAAACAUGAGGAUGGUUCAUGUUUUGACCUCAGUUGUGGGAACCAAAUGUGAACUUAAAGUAAAAAAUGGCCUGGUCUAUGAAGGGGUUUUUAAAACGUAUGGCCCAGAGUGUGAUAUUGUCUUGGAUGCUGCACACAGGAAGAGUGUAGAACCUAAUGCAGGUCCUCGCCGUGAGGAUAUUGUAGAGAGCAUCAUCUUCAAGUCCUCAGAUGUAGUGGUAGUUCAUUUCAAAGAUGUGGACCUCAACUAUGCCAAGAAAGUCUCAUCAGACGCAGAUAACUUCACAGACAGUGCAGUAAGUGCCCGUGUAAAUGGAGAGCACAAAGAGAAGGAUUUGGAGCCCUGGGAUGGAGGGGAGCAGCACAUCUCAGGCAGUAUGGAAUCUCUUGACACUGAUCUGUCAAAUGGAUGGGAUCCUGAUGAGAUGUUUAAAUACAAUGAGGAGACAUACGGCAUAAAGUCCACGUAUGACAGCAGCUUGUCCUCAUACACGGUUCCUUUGGAGCGGGACAACUCUGAGGAGUUCCUCAAGCGUGAGGCUCGUGCAUCACAGCUGGCAGAGGAGAUUGAAGCCAGUGCCACCUACAAAGCUCGUGUGGCACUGGAGAACGACGACCGCUCAGAAGAAGAGAAAUACACUGCUGUGGUCCGUGGAGAGAGGGAGCUUCACAGCCUCAACAGGGAGAACAAAUACAUUCCUCCUAGUCAGAGGAACAGAGAAGCGGGGAUGUCAUGGGGAGCUGGUCGUCAAGUCUCACCCAGAAUGGUUCAAUGUAGCCCUGGGCCACCCGCACCCAGAUCCGGACCUCACGACUACAACACGAUGGAUCAGCGUGUGGUCAAUGGAGGUGCACACCCUUGGCCAUCGCGCUGCCCAUCUCCCUCCUCUCGCCCUCCAUCCCGUUACCAGUCAGGCCCCACCAACUCUCUCCCGCCCCGGGCAGCAACGCCCACCCGGCCUCCCUCCAGACCCCCAUCCAGGCCCUCGCGGCCCCUGUCUCACCCCUCUGCUCAUGGCACUUCAGGGCCUUUGUCCAACAUGCCAAAACGCCUGUCCUCAGAAGGUCCUCCAAGAAUGUCUCCCAAGUCACAACGAACUCCUAGACCUCAUAGAGUGGCCUCUUGUCGGGGUGGUGGGCCGCCUCCAUCUGAUUAUAUGUCCCAAGGUGCAUCGGUGGAGGUUUCAGCUCCCCCUCCUACUCGCAACAGCCCUUCUGGGGGAACCUGGUCUUCUGUCGUCAGUGGAGCGCACAGACCUCGUUCUCCUCGACAGAAUAGCAUUGGCGGUGGAGCUCCGAGCCCCUCCUGCUUGUCUUCCCCUCAGGCUGGUACAGUGCCAGUCGACUCGGUGACCGCUUCAACGACAGCGACGUCACCCACAGCUGCCAACCCGGCCACCAACUUGGAAGCAUCUCCAAUAGAAGAGGCCAAAGAAUCAAGAGUACUAGAGACAAGGCAGAAUUCUCCCAAUGCCAACAAGGAGAAUGUUAAGCCUAUUGAAGCUUCUGCAGGCAACGCUCGAUCCAUCGGCAAGGGGUCUCCCAGCAUGGCUUCAGAUCACAGAAAACAAAUAGAUAAUUUAAAGAAAUUUAGUGCAGCUUUUAGGUUGCAGCCUAGCUCAAAUCCAGAUCCAGGUUUUGAGACUAUGGCGACCAAACCUCUGCGGGACCUCGGAGAAAAGCCAAAGGAUCAAGCAGCUGAGAAGAGUUCAGUAGAUUCGUCAGGACUCAAAGCUUCUACGGAGUCCAGCAUUAGUGAAGAAACCUCCAGCCCUGUGAGCGUCACCUCAGCAGGUAGUAAAUCGGGCACCCCUUCGCUCUCUCCUUCCUCUGCUGUCCCAGAGCAGAAGCGAGGGCCUGACGUGACAUCCCAGGGCGUGCAGACCACCUCACCUCUGGCCAAUGCUGUGACAAAAGAUAAGGAUGAGAAGGAGGACAAGAACGACCCUGUAGCAGAGAGUGUGAGAAAAUCAACUCUCAAUCCCAAUGCCAAGGAGUUCAACCCAAGAGUUUUUUGCUCCCCUCCCAAACCAGCAACAACCCCGACUCUGACCCGGCCUCAGGGUCAACCCAGCCCUUCCAUCGUUGUACAGCAGCCUCCUGCGGUCUACGGCCAGACCAUGUUCCAGAUGUACCCGCUGACACCGGUCAGUCCUGGCGUUCAGAAAAGCAUUAUCUGGAAGCCUCCAGCCAUGUACCAUGUUCAGGUUCCUCAUAUGACCAUGAGCCAGACCAAGUCCUACAGAUCAGGUAAAGUUCAGAACAUGCCACAGCAGAGACCAGACCAGCAUCACCCGCCUGGCACGUCUACAAUGAUGCAUUCAGCUACACCUGCCGGGCCACCUAUUGUGGCACCAAAUCCAGCUUACUCUGCUCAGUACUUCACCUGUAGCCCACAGCAGUUUGCUAGUCAACCUCUGGUACAGCAGAUGCCCCACUACCAGUCCCAGGCUCAGCAUGUGUUCAGUCCAGUGAUUCAGGGCAGUGCGAGGAUGAUCACCCCUCCUGCUCACGCUCAGCCCAGCCUAGUCUCUUCUUCCACCACUCAGUAUGGUGAGCAGACGCAUACUAUGUAUGUGUCACCGACCCCCAUUCCUCAGCAGUUUCCCCACCCGAGCUCCACCCUGCAUCCUCAUCCACAGCACCCUCAGCCCUCUGCCACCCCGACAGGACAGCCGCAGCAGGGUACCCAGCACGGAGGCAGUCACCCGGCCCCCAGCCCCGUUCAGCAUCCCCAGCACCAGGCGGCAGCGGCUGCUGCAGCUCAGGCCAUCCACCUAGGCAACCCACAGCAGCAGCAGAUGUACUCCGCUCUGGCACCCACCCCGCCCUCCAUGACCCCCGGCCCAAACCCACAGUCCCCUCAGGCCAGCUUCCCCUCCGCACAGCAGGCCGUCUAUAUCCACCCGCAGCAUGGGUACAACCCUAACCAUAUGGCUCAUGUGCAGCAGGCCCACAUGCAGUCAGGGAUGGUGCCCCCUCAUCAUGGCAAUCCUUCACACCCCCCCACUAUGAUGUUGAUGGCCACUCAAGCUCCUGCAGGCCCUCAGCCUUCGCUGCCACAGGGCACCCUCAACCCCAUCCCAGUGUCCUCAGGCACACACUUCUACUCCGCACUCACCCCGGUGCAAGCUCACCAUCAGCAGCAGCUGUAGAGGAUGAAGAUCAGAGAACAGGAGUGGAGGGUCGCCUGAUCCUCGCAGAGCCAACCCAAACAUCACCUUUCUUUCUCCAAACACCCCCUAAAUGAGGCCACCAGAACCUCAGUCAUGCUGCUCUACUGCAACCCAACACCAGUGAUUCAGAAACACUAACAGGCAAAGAUGUGGUGAACCGUGGCUUUUUUUUU
Danio aesculapii is the source of this 3912-nucleotide messenger RNA. It is a transcript of the gene atxn2, whose product is annotated as ataxin 2. Gene Ontology annotation, molecular function: RNA binding. Gene Ontology annotation, cellular component: cytoplasmic stress granule. The coding region runs from base 389 to 3718 and encodes 1109 amino acids. The record is from RefSeq and is a predicted model, not a curated record. Lineage: Eukaryota; Metazoa; Chordata; Actinopteri; Cypriniformes; Danionidae. The transcript has 25 exons. Gene Ontology annotation, biological process: cytoplasmic stress granule assembly.